Molecule: messenger RNA, 933 nt
Organism: Rhizopus microsporus ATCC 52813
Lineage: Eukaryota; Fungi; Mucoromycota; Mucoromycetes; Mucorales; Rhizopodaceae
Exons: 8
Coding region: 45-683 (212 amino acids)
Source: RefSeq, a predicted model, not a curated record
CUACUACUACUACUACUACUACAGCAACAACCACAACAACAGAUAUGUCAGGACCACAACGACCCAUAAAUACAACACCUGCAUUUCAAUCAAUAGGUUACGAUGAAAGAGAAAAGAGAACAUAUGAAUUAGUAGUAUGCCAACAACCCCUUCAUGCCCGCAUGUGUGGAUUUGGUGAAAAAGACAGAAGACCCAUUGAUCCUCCUCCCAUUGUUCAACUCAUUGUCAAGCAAAAUGAUGUUCCAGUAGACAUUCAAUCCCUUCAAAUUCCGUUCUUUGUGCUUCAUGUCACGCUUUGGUCCGAUGAUCGAACCGAAGAACGCAACAUUAUAUCUAAUCCACCUAAAUGCACUCGAGUCCUCAUGGGUUCACUUGUUAGUUCACCUAGUCUAUUAAAGAACGCCAAGAAUGAACCUGGACUUUAUUUUGCCUUUCCUGAUCUGAGCAUUCGUACAGAAGGAAGAUAUACACUUCGAUUUAGUUUGAUGAAACUGGCCAAUUCGGACUUCCAGGAGAAUGCAAAGAGUAAGAUUGUAGCUCAAGUGUUUUCUGAUCCUUUUACUGUCUAUUCUGCUAAAAAGUUUCCUGGCAUGACCGAAUCUACUGAACUAUCAAAGAUAUUUGCAAAACAAGGCUUGAAGAUUCCUAUUCGGAAUGAUGUUCGAGCUAGGAAAACAGACUAAUGAAUAAAGAAAUCUAUUUACAUCUAUCUUCUUUCCUCUCUCUGUGUGUGUGUUGUUCUUUCCUCCCCUUUUUUUUGAAGGGAGACUAAAGACUAAAAAAGAAAGAGAGAAAAUCUUGUCGACCCCUUACAGAUGUUUAUAUUCCUGCAUAAACUCUAACAAGUCAAAAGAACAAAGUGAGAGCCGUGUUUUUUAAAAAAAAUUAUUUUGUAAUACACUUUUGUACGAGAUUCUAUAAAGAAAAAAUGGA